CACAGCUCCAGUCUCUCGCCCUGCCAUACGGCAGGGGUCUAAGCCUGGUCAGAUGGGAUUGUCUAUGGAGUGUAGGCAAUCCAGCUAAUUUGUUGUUGAUGACUCGAAAAGACAGGGUUGGCAGCUUAGAAAAUUUCGUUUGCCAUGCCCUGGACGGCCUGAAGCAUUCAACCGGCCCCAUACUUUGCACUGCCUCUUACGCCCUGUAUGGGACAGGCAUCAUGGGGCACAGAACGUGUUAAGAAGCGGCAUGCUUAACCACAGCCAGCUAGUGAUUAAAAGCAUUCAAGCGGAGUGGGUUUCUAUGGAUGUGGCAAACACCGGAAUCAGCGAAUGGACCAAGAGCGUGCUCGUCCUCGACACAACUCUCGUUAAACCGAAACUACAUGCCAAUAUCGUUCGAGAGUACGUUCUCCUAUUACGCCCACAUGAAAUGUACUUGAGCUAUGUGGUACUGGUCCUCAUUACGCCUAAGCGACCUUCUAGCUCCACUGUAUUGCUACCUUGCAGCUUCACCAACUCUGUCGGAGAUAUAUGUGAAAGGAAAUGCUUAUAUCGUCGGGGCUCAUAGCACAUGCAUGCCAUGCACAUAAGGUAGGAAGUCGUUAGGGCACGCCGUAAGGACUUUUUCGAGUCGUCCACGGCACCAAGCACGUCGUUCACGCUGGGGACGCAAUGUUAUUUACAUCUCUUUUGGUGAAGCGGCGAACGACAAGCCGACAGCGACCACGCUCAGCUAAGGAUCCAAUACAGACUCUCCAGUCGGAAUAUUUGGUCAUAGCUAUAGACGUACCGUCAUCCACGUACGGAUGGUUUUCCGUCAAGGAGGCUUGUCCGUUCCAGUUUUAGGGGCUGGCUCAUUUGCAAUCUUGCCCGGUUAUGCACAAGGAGUCCACGUAUGAGCGGCUCAGUAGGUAAAGCACAGUCCGGGAGGGCUAGCAUAGCC
Messenger RNA from Baudoinia panamericana UAMH 10762, 946 nucleotides. RefSeq lists its product as uncharacterized. Lineage: Eukaryota; Fungi; Ascomycota; Dothideomycetes; Mycosphaerellales; Teratosphaeriaceae. The coding region runs from base 251 to 571 and encodes 106 amino acids. The transcript has a single exon. The record is from RefSeq and is a predicted model, not a curated record.